Molecule: messenger RNA, 1863 nt
Organism: Ceratotherium simum simum (southern white rhinoceros)
Lineage: Eukaryota; Metazoa; Chordata; Mammalia; Perissodactyla; Rhinocerotidae
Source: RefSeq, a predicted model, not a curated record
AAAGAUGCUGCUCCUACAUUGUGUUUCAAACUCCCCUUCUGGAUUUGCUCUCAGAGCCCGAGGCACGUUCUUUUAAAUUUCUUCAUUGAUAGCAAAUCUUUGUCCUUUUCGGGUGGAUUUAUUUUUGGGAGACAGCCCUUUGGAGCUGCAUCCGGUGAAUAAGGUGGAAGCAGUUAUAUUCUUGCGGAAGAAGGAAAGGUUGACUUUAGAAGGAAAUCACAGUAGUGAAAGGGCUUGGGCUGCUUUUGUUUUUACUUACCUGCACUGAACAAAUUUGACUUCCGGAGUCAGUCAUUUUGGUGUCAAGAAAUUUCUUCGGCAUUCUACAACAGCUCCCAAAGUGGCUGGGAUGCAUUAGAAACUGAAGCGACGGAGAGCGGUGUCGGCUGCCUUCCCCACUUCUCGGAGCAGAAGCCAAUAGAGAGCUGUUUGAAAACAUCUCAUUCACAUACCAGUUGAAGACUAGCCCUCGGAGGUUUUCACAGUAGAUCGUGCGUCUUCCUCAGAUGGACGGGGAGAAGUAACAUUCUGCAGAUUGCUGUCAGAGGUCCUGAGUACGCCAACCCAUCUGGUUUUUCUCCCCCUUGUUGAAUGGCCUUUGCUUCAGCAGCCCACUGAGGGCUCUUUUCCUCGGGAUUCUGAACGUGUAACUAAGAAUGCAGGCUGGGAAGAUGCUGAGUUCCAUCAAGUGUGUGUUGGUAGGAGACUCUGCCGUGGGGAAAACCUCUCUGUUAGUACGCUUCACCUCAGAGACCUUCCCGGAGGCCUACAAGCCCACAGUGUACGAGAACACGGGCGUGGACGUCUUCAUGGACGGCAUACAGAUCAGCCUGGGUCUCUGGGACACAGCUGGCAAUGAUGCCUUCAGAAGCAUCCGCCCCUUGUCCUACCAGCAGGCAGAUGUGGUGCUAAUGUGCUACUCCGUGGCCAACCAUAACUCUUUUCUGAACCUGAAGAACAAGUGGAUUGGUGAAAUCAGGAGCAACUUGCCCUGUACCCCCGUGCUAGUGGUGGCCACCCAGACUGACCAGCGGGAGGUGGGACCCCACAGGGCCUCCUGCAUCAAUGCCAUAGAAGGGAAGAGACUGGCCCAGGAUGUGAGAGCAAAGGGCUACCUGGAGUGCUCAGCUCUUAGCAACCGGGGGGUACAGCAGGUAUUUGAGUGUGCUGUCCGAACUGCCGUCAACCAAGCCAGGAGACGCAACAGGAGGAGGUUCUUCUCCAUUAAUGAGUGCAAGAUCUUCUAAACCCCAAGAGACUUCACCCAACACUCAUUUACUCACCCUGACGGCUGACGGGGACAGGGAGAGCAGGCAAGCCAGCAAGGGUUGAUGCUCUUUCUGGGCACAUCCCAAGCAGCGUUUCCUUUUGGAUACAGUUGUUGAUGGGACUUGGCCACUGGAUGUUUUUACUAAGUACACUCUACAAAUGAACUCUUUGCCCAGUUCAAUUGGAAGAUCCCUUGGGAAGCUAUAAUGACUAUUCCGUGUUCGAUUAAAAAACUAAAAUAGUCUGCAUAAUUUUGGGCAAUGAAGUGAGUUUUCCAAAGAAUUCCCUAUUUAAAGACACAUUUUAUUUAAAUAAUAACAAAAUGUUUAGCUCUUGUUUAUAAUUAGUUUUCACACUUGGGAAGUCUUUUCCUUCAUACUCACAAACAAACUUCUGUAUGUGUGAAAUAAUCUUCUGGGGCUCUGCCAUAUGUUUGUAGUGUUAUUUUCACCCAAAGUAGAAAUUUUGUUGAAGCCACUUGCCUGCUAGAUUUUACUAGAUAAUCAAAUUUUGAAAUGACCAUAAAUUGAUCCUCACAAUUAAUUUUCCACCCAGCUGUUAUUCAGAGUUGUAUAUAAAACACAGUUCAAUAAC